Molecule: messenger RNA, 384 nt
Organism: Trichomonas vaginalis G3
Lineage: Eukaryota; Parabasalia; Trichomonadida; Trichomonadidae
Product: RNA polymerase II transcription regulator recruiting protein
Exons: 1
Coding region: 1-384 (127 amino acids)
Biological process (GO): regulation of DNA-templated transcription
Cellular component (GO): nucleus
Molecular function (GO): DNA-binding transcription factor activity, RNA polymerase II-specific; RNA polymerase II cis-regulatory region sequence-specific DNA binding
Source: RefSeq, a predicted model, not a curated record
AUGAAGUCAAGAUCAGCAAGACAAUGCCGUGAACGCUGGAAUAAUUAUCUUUCGCCUAACCAUGAUCAUGGACCAUGGACGAAAGAAGAAGAUGUGUUAUUGGAUGAUUUAAUCAUCAAAUACGGUUCAAAGUGGACAAAAAUUGUCCAACAUUUUCCUAAAAGGACAGCAAAUGUUGUCAGAAAUCGCUUUAAACAGCGUGCGCGGUUGAUUGCUAAAAAUAAUACUCAGAAAGAAGCAAACAAAUACCUUGCUGAAUCUGAGAAAUGCAUCGAAAGUUUAGUUUUGUUUAAUAUAAUUCAAUCUCUCCCUGAAGAUGAAUUUACAGAUCCUUUCGAUUAUGAUAAGAAUCCUUUUCAAGAUUUGUUUUCGAAGUGUUAUUAA